GUGAGGGCUGGAGCUGAGUGUGAGCGUGCGUGUGUGGAGCAGCCUUGGGAGCCAGGUGCUAAGUUCGAAGUGCCCAGGAGCAGUUUUGGGGACGACAGGAAUUGUCCUCGAGCUAUGAGCAGGGCGACUGGCCGUAGGGUCUUGUCAAGGUUGCGCGGGGGCGAGCCAGCGGCAGAGAUGCCAGGCCGCUGUGUGGGGCCCUGCAGAUACGGGCGCGGCGUUUGGCGGCCAUGGGGGAAGAGAUGGGGUGCAGGGAUGUCUCAAGGCCGUGGAGCGAGGCGUCGGACGAGGUCCUCGGUGUGGGAGACGCGCUGUGUGAGUGCAGAAAGGCUUCAGGACCGUCGACGGUCACGGGGAAGAAGAGAGGCAGAGGCCGCUGGGGAGAAUGAGGCUUCGGGGACAUCUGGCAGUGCAGGCUCGGUUGAGGCUGCAAGGGACCCAGGAGCUGUGUGGGUGAAUGGGGCUGUGGGGGAACCCCAGGUGGUGGGGCCUGUUGGGUCCGUAUGGGUGACAGGCAGUGGAGAGGAAGAGGAGACUCCUUAUAGGAGUCCCCGGAGCUGUGAGAGGAAAGGUCGUCCGGGAUCUAUGGGGCAUGAGAACAUUCUGAAACUGUGGUUGAAGGUGCAGGCUAUGAGGGCAGCUUCAGGAUGUGGGGAAGGAAGCAGGGUGGAGCUCCAUCCUGUGUCUGCUGGGGAGGGGCCGGUUGAAAGGGGUGUCCCUGGCCGUGCUUCCUGGAUAGAGACCAGCCGCAGUGGUCUGACAGGACCGUGGGUGAAAGGACUGGCUAGGGUGGCUCCCCGGUCCACAGGAGUAUCUCUGGCUGUGGAGCUAGGGGUAGGUUGUGAGAGGGCCUUAAGCUUGUGUAAGCAGGGACAGACUGUGAGUGUCCCUCCUGUGGGUGUGCGUGGGACUGUGGGGACAAGUUCUCGGAUUGCCCCACACCUGCUCCGGAGAGGACAAGCUGUGGGAGUGCCUGGGGCUGUGCAGGAGAUGGACUAUGGGGUUGUCUCAGGCCCUUGGGGAAAAGGACUGACUACGGGCGUGCCUGGGGCCAUGGGAUGGCCUGAGGCUGUGGAAGUACCUAGAGCUGUGGAGGGGGAGAUAGGCAGUGGGGGUGUUCCGGGACUGUGGGAGAGAAGGCAGGCGGUACAGGGAACUGGGGCUCUGUCACAGGAGACAGUCUGUGGGGAUACCCCCGGUUUAUGGGAAAGGGGACAGGCUGUGGUGUUGCCUGAUGCUGUGGGGGUACCCAGAGCUGUACCUCUGGAGGAGGAAACUGCUUCUAUGAGUGCCCAGGGCAUAUGGCAGAGGAGACGAGCUGUGGAGGAGAUGGGCUUUGGGGGUAUCCCUGGCCUCUGGGGCAUAGGACAGCCUGUAGGGGUACCUUGUGCUAUUGAAGAGGAAAUUAGGUGUGGGGGUGACCCCGGAUUCAGGGAAAUGGGACAGGCUGUGUGGGUAGAGACUGGCUCUGGAGGUGACCCAGGGUCAUGGGCAGCUGCACAGACCACAGAGUUAUCUGGUUGUGAGCAGGAGGUACGUGCUGGGGAUGCUCCCCACCCGGGGGAAAUAGAGCAGGCUGUGGGAGCACCUCAAGUUCUGGGGAAGAACACAGGCUGUGGAAGCAUUCUGGGUCUGUGGGGAGCAGAACAGGCUGUUGGGGUGUCCCAGGCUGUAGUGGUCCCAGGAGCCCUGGGAGAACAGACAAGUGAUGGUGGUAUCCCAAGCCUGUGGGAUAGGCAGCAGGCUCUGGGAGGACCUCUGGCUGACACAGUGCCAGGCAUGGGUGGGAAGGAGACUUGCUGUGGAAAUGUUCUGAACCUACGGGAAAGGAGGCAGGCUGUGGGAGAGCAAAAGGCUCUGGUGCCCACAGCUUUAGGGGUACCUGGGCCUGUGGAUCAGGAGCCUGGCUAUGGGGACAUUUCAUCUCUGUGCAGUAGGAGACAGGCUGUGGGGUUCUCUCAGACCGGCCAGGUGCUUCAGGCGGCAGGUGGGCCCAAGCACCAGUGUGCCCCAGCAGAAGUACCCACAGGUGUGGGUAUGCCCAGGUCUGGAAGGAUGCCUGCUGCUGUGUGGAUGUCUGGCCCUGUGUGUCAGGAAAGCAGCUCUGGAGAUGGCCUGAACCUGUGGGAAAGGGUUCAUGCUGCUAGACUACCCAUGGCUUCAGGGGUAUGUGUGGCUCCGGGGGCCGCCACAGAGGAUACUGGCUCUGUGGCCUUCCCAGGAUCAUGGGGAAGGAGAGAGGCUAUCGGGGUUUCUGUGUCUGAUAGGGUUCCUGUGGCUCCUGAGGAGCCUGAGCUUGUGAGGGGGGAGACUGGCCCUGGAGGCAUCGCACCAUCUUGGGGAAGGAGACAGAGUGCUGGGGUUCCUGUGGCUGCUGAAGGGCCCCCAGCUCUUAGGGUGCCUGGUCCUUUGGAGGUGGAGACUGGCUCUGGGAGUUCCUUGGGAUUACCAGGAAAGAGACAGACUGUAAGAGUGCCUGUGACUGUAGCUAUGCCUGCAGGUGGUGCGGUGCCUAGGCCUGUGUGGGAGGAGACUGGUUCUGGAUGUAUUUCAGACUUGUGGGGGGAGAGAGAGAGAGUGCGAGGACCCUCGGAUGCCAACAUUCCUCCAAGGGUGGGGAUACCCACCACUGCCGGGAUGCCUGGGCCCAUGGGGAACAAGACAGGCCAUGGGGGCAUCUCAGGCUUGUUGGGACAGAGACAGACUUCAGGGCUAUCUGUAGCCAUGGGGCUGCACACAGCCAUGGGGGUGCCUGGGCCUGCUGGGGAGGAGACACUCUCUGGGGGCCUCUGGAGCUUAUUGGGAAGAAGGCAGACUGCUGAGGUGCCUGUGGCAGCUGGGCUUUCCAUGCCAGUGGGAGUGCCCACAGAUACUGGGAUCCCUGGGCUGGUGGUGCAUGAUACCAGCUCUGAGGAUUUCUCAGGUAUAUGGGGACGGAGACCCAGGCUUGAGGUGCCUGCUGCUGCCAGGGGUCCAGCACCUGUGGAUGGGGAGACUGGCUCUGAAGGUGCUGCAGGCCUGUCAAGAAGAUCCAGUGGAACCAUCCCUGAGGCUGUGACGGCCCCUCUGUCUAUGGGCGUGCUUGCAGCCGUGGGGGUUCCUGUGGCGGGGCGAGUGCCUGCUGCAGUGUGGGUGACUGGGAGUGCAGAAGAAGAAACGGAUGUGGCCGUGUCAGGCCUCCCAGUGAUGAGACAGUCCACGGAGGGACCUGGGGCUGCAGGGGAGGAGACAGGAGGCAGAAGUGUCGUGGAGCUGGCAGGGAGGGGCCGGGCAGUGGGGAUGUCUUAUACCCCUAGGUGUGGAACCAGGUUAUGGAGCUGCCCCCGGUAUGGCGUGGAAGAAACAGACUAUGAGAAUGUGCCAGGAGUGCCAGGGACAUGGACGACGGUGGGGCUGCCCGAAGCUGCGGCCCUGCCAGUGUCAAGGCAGGGAAUAAGCCUUGGCCAUUUCAGAGAUCACCCACAUCAAGGUGGGAGGAGACAGGCUGGAGGAGUGUCUGCAGUCAGAGUGAGGGGGAACAGUUUGGGUGAGAAUUAUGUGGGGGAGGACAGGCUGAGGGGGGAAUUCUAGUAGUAUGUGUAGGGAACAAGUUUGGGGGGAUUCUGGGGCUCUUUGGGAGAGGGACAGAUGGGGGAGGUUUGUCCUGGGUUGUGAAUGAAGGCACAGACUGCAGAGGUGUCUCAGGACAGGGGAGGGAGAUACUUUGUACCAGGGUGUGUCAAGAAACAAAUUGGGAGGUUUCAUGGAGCAGUGG
Manis pentadactyla (Chinese pangolin) is the source of this 3754-nucleotide messenger RNA. Its product is annotated as collagen alpha-6(IV) chain. The transcript has a single exon. The coding region runs from base 115 to 3570 and encodes 1151 amino acids. The record is from RefSeq and is a predicted model, not a curated record. Lineage: Eukaryota; Metazoa; Chordata; Mammalia; Pholidota; Manidae.